AAUCUCCCAUUUUCUGCUUCCAGAUGCGCCUGACCUGAUCCCACACAAGAUAGAGCAAAUACAGCAAAACCCUUUUACCUUUCAAACCCCAAAACCCAUAUUUCUUUCCUCCCUCUCUUAUAUUUAUCUUUCUAUGUAAGUAACUUUGGGUUUCACUUUCAUGGCAAUCCAAGGAUCUAGCUUUUGCUACAAUGCAAAUGUUAAUUGCAUGCCAUGUUCAAGCACUAAUUGUUUUAAGGGACUUCGUUGCUUGUCUCAACCACUUCCAAUUCCAAAGCCAUGCAUUACGGUAGUAGCUAAGGCUUCAAGAGGAAACAAGACCAAGUUUCCGGGUCAGUGCCUCUCCAAGUUGCCUAAUGGAAGACCUCCACCCUUCAGACAAAAUCCACAUGUGCUACUGUCGAUGCUUUGUCAAGCCGAAGGCGAUGACGUGGAGGGUAACCUGAGUGCUGAAAGCAUCAUAUCGGAUGAACAAACCUUACAGAGGGACCUACAGAUUGCCAUCGAGGAAGAAAACUAUGCUGAAGCAGCAAAAAUCAGGGACGAUCUACGAGUCCUACAUGAGGAUAGUAAGGCUUCUGUACUGGCAGCAAAUUCGCGGUUUUAUGAUGCUUUUAGGAGAGGGGAUCUAGCCACAAUGCAGAACCUUUGGGCGAAAGGAGAUGAUGUUUGUUGCGUGCACCCAGCGGCAAAUGGGAUAUCUGGUUAUGAUUUCAUAAUGGAAAGCUGGGAAAUUGUGUGGAUGAACUAUGAAUUUCCGCUAGAAAUAGAGCUGAAAAAUGUUAGGGUUCAUGUUAAAGGAGAUUUCGGGUAUGUUACAUGCAUGGAAUUUGUGAAGACAACAAAAGGUAACAAUUGGGGGGCACAGUUUGUAACAAAUGUGUUUGAGAGGAUUAAUGGUGAAUGGUAUAUAUGCAUUCACCAUGCUUCUCAAGCUGACUUGUGAAUCAUAUUUCAUUAUCAUUAUGUUUUGUACUCCUAUUAUAUACAUUCUUUUUUUUUCUUUUUAGAAGAUCAUCUGUAGAACACAUUGUUAACAUUUCCUUUUCAAUCAAGUCUGGGUUUCUUUUCCCUCUUAA
This is a messenger RNA of Gossypium raimondii (Peruvian cotton), 1079 nucleotides long. RefSeq lists its product as uncharacterized. The record is from RefSeq and is a predicted model, not a curated record. Gene Ontology annotation, molecular function: protein binding. The coding region runs from base 161 to 946 and encodes 261 amino acids. NCBI's taxonomy places the organism in Eukaryota, Viridiplantae, Streptophyta, Magnoliopsida, Malvales, Malvaceae. The transcript is spliced from 3 exons.